Achroia grisella is the source of this 1315-nucleotide messenger RNA. It is a transcript of the gene Trx2, whose product is annotated as thioredoxin-2. The record is from RefSeq and is a predicted model, not a curated record. NCBI's taxonomy places the organism in Eukaryota, Metazoa, Arthropoda, Insecta, Lepidoptera, Pyralidae. The transcript has 3 exons. Gene Ontology annotation, molecular function: protein-disulfide reductase activity. The coding region runs from base 96 to 416 and encodes 106 amino acids.
CCUGGCAACACGGUCCCUUUCAUUUUGUCCAUUCGCUUCACCUCGUGUUCUGCCGGUGUGAAAAAUUAGAAUUUUAAUCUAUUCCUACACUCAGCAUGUCGAUCCACAUCAAGGACUCCGAAGACCUGAACACGAGGCUGGCAGACGCUGGUGACAAGCUGGUCGUCAUCGACUUCAUGGCCACCUGGUGCGGACCCUGCAAGGUGGUCGGGCCUAAGCUUGACGAGAUCGCCAACGAGAUGAUCGACUCCAUUGUCGUAGUCAAAGUGGACGUUGACGAGUGUGAAGAGAUAGCAACAGAGUACAACAUCAACACCAUGCCCACCUUCGUGUUCGUCAAGAACAAGAAGAUAUUGGAACAGUUCUCCGGAGCCAACGUCGAGAAACUAAGGGCCACCAUCUUGAAGAAUAAGUAAAAAGGACUGCGGGGGUCGCACGCUAUCCGCAGUUGCACUAAGAUGUGUUUACAUGGGUGAUUCGAUUGCAUAGUCCUGGCUCAAAGGACCAAACCACGCAACGCACUAAGUAUCCAAAUGACGUCAUAAUUUAUAGUGUCCUAACACUAAGCGAUUUAAUACACUGUCAAUAUAGAAAAAUAAACUAUAUAUAGCUAUCGCCAAUAGUCAAAAUAUUACCCUUGUAAGCACAUCUAUAUUAUUAUUGAAUCGAGAAGUUCUGGUUCAAGAAACUUAAUAAACAUAGCGGAUGCAUUUGUAUUAAGGUUUAUAUGAUAUAUAUGAGAUAGUUUUAAUUGCAUGAUGUAACCAAAUGUUUCUAAAAGCAUAAUGUUGAAUAUUUUGGCCCAUUGCCUUGUAACUCUUGAGAUAUGUAAAACUAAUUCGUAUUGAUGCUUAGAACAGCCUUCUCAGCUGGUUACUUCCCGUUUGGGUAUAAUCCAUUUCUGAAUGUUUUGGAUUUAUUUUUUUAUCUCUCCAGGGGCCUUAUAGAUGGGUGUAUCCAUCUGUUUAGAUCGCGUUCAGAAAUUGGAUUUUGCAUUACCAAUAAAAGUAACAGAAUUUAUAAUGUUUUGGCGUAUUGCCCCAAAUAAUUGUAUAAGUUUUAAAGAAUAUUAACUAGUGUGCAAUGGGCAGAAUAUACUCUUUUUUUAAUUAUCAGUUAUAGUAGUGGUUGCUGUAAAGUGGAAGGUACACAGUUUAUUUUUUUAUGUAGAAGCCUGAUAUUACACUGCGCGCUGGGAACGCACUUGUGGCUCUGGAUUUGCGUACCCCACUAUGCUCGUUGUAUUUAAUUUCUGCAUAUUUUUAUGUAUGUUACAAGUAUUGUUACUGCAGUAAAUAUUGUGAGUAAUUGAAAA